This is a messenger RNA of Orbilia oligospora ATCC 24927, 2346 nucleotides long. RefSeq lists its product as uncharacterized. Bases 1 to 2346 code for a protein of 781 amino acids. Gene Ontology annotation, biological process: mitotic cell cycle; intracellular signal transduction. The transcript is spliced from 4 exons. Gene Ontology annotation, cellular component: nucleus; cytoplasm. Gene Ontology annotation, molecular function: histone H3T3 kinase activity. NCBI's taxonomy places the organism in Eukaryota, Fungi, Ascomycota, Orbiliomycetes, Orbiliales, Orbiliaceae. The record is from RefSeq and is a predicted model, not a curated record.
AUGCCGGCAGCUCUCCAUAAACCAAAGAAAUACGGAACAGCCCGUCGCUCGGGUACCCUCACAAAGGCCUUUAGAGGGUCAGCCAGAGCAUGGGAUUCCCAACGGAAACCGCAGGGUCUGUUGAUGCAGCAACCAACUUCUCAGCACCAUGACGACGACAACGACGAUUCAGAUGAUAGCUUUGCGCUAGAGUCGCCGCCUGAGUCGCCGUUGGCUGAGAGAGUAGCUAUUAUCCAGACUACUACAGCAGGUAGUCCUGUUAAAAGACCGCCAAUCCGACCCGCUUCUCCUCCUGCUCCGAUACAAGAUUCGCCGUCUGCCGUACCAGUCGACCUUGCACCCCGUCAACCGCUUACUCAAAAACGUGACAACCAUCUCAACCAGCUUCCUUCCACUCCGAAAAAUAGAAAAUCGUAUGCCAGACGGGAGAGUAGUAGAGCAACUAAGGCAGAGGAAGUUACAGUUUGUCAGUCAAUCGCAAUUGAGGCCAAAGUGGUAGAAAACAAAGAGGUUAUUUCAAUUGAGGCACAACAGGAAGAAGUUGUUAUCAUCGACCGAGAGGAAAAUGAUCUGCCAUCUCUGGAACAGACCUCGAUCAAAGUUAGGGAAACAUUCGCUGUCGAAAUUAUAUCCUCCAGGCGGAGUAUAACUCCGUCGAUAGUCUCAAACGACAUCGAGUCUCAGGGAGAAGAAGAAGAACAAGCUGAAGGGGCUGAAACAAUGGGGACCGAAUCCGAUGAGGAUGUAGAGGAGGAGGAGGGGGAGGAGGAAGAGGAGGAAGAAGAAGAAGAAGACGACUUCCAAGAAGUAGAGGAAUAUGACGAAACUGUCUUCCUCAGCCCCGAAAAGCGAGGAGAACUCCACAACGAAGCUAGGCGCCGUGGUCGCGCUCAAGGCCCCGCCCUUGCUCUAAACGACCCUCUUAUCACCGGCAUCACCGCCCUCAAUCUCCAUUCUCCAUCCAUUACACCAACUACAUCAUCAGGACAAGACACAACUCCAACCCCGAAAACGGAGAAGAAGCCAAAGGGACUUAUCACCCCACCGCCGGACGAAAUCCCUGCGCUUCAUGCAGAUAGCAAAGUCUUCACGCUCCUACCGGUCUGUGAUCAACAGCGUAUUGUCUCGUAUACAGAGUAUUUACAAACCAUCUCACCGGACUUUUCGCAUAUAAAGAAGAUUGGAGAGUCGAGUUUUGCGGAAGUAUAUAUUCAUAAGCGAGAUGAUGGACGGUCUGUAGUAUUGAAACUUGUGCCAUUGGCUCAGGAGAACAAUGCGACCGAAGUCCUUCAAGAGCUAAAGACAACACGAGCACUCUCACCCAUUCCAGGGUUCAUUAAAUAUCUAGGCUGUCAGGUGGUCUGCUCUCGCGUGCCCCCAGAACUCGAAGCCGCCUGGCGAGUAUGGGAGGUUAAGAAUAAUGAGAGAUACAGCCCUACCGACCGUGUCUUUGGCGACACAACUUACCACGCCAUAAUAGCUCUCGAAGACGGCGGUUGCAGUCUUGACGAAGCUCGUUGGAGCACCUGGGACGUUCCACUCGAAAUCUUCAGACAAACUAUCAAAGCAUUCGCGCAAGCCGAAAGAGAAAGAGAGUUUGAACAUAGAGAUUUACAUCUUGGGAAUAUUUUAGUCAGAGACUUGAAAAAAGAGAGGGAAGGAAGGAUUGGAGAAGAUACGGGUGUUGGCAGAGAUUUAGAGAUUACUCAUGCCGGGUUUGAAGAUGUGAUUGUUACCAUGAUCGACUAUACGCUUUCGAGGGCGAAGAUUCCGGAAGAGUUUGGAGGUGGAGUCGCGUAUAUGGAUAUGGAAGAAGGGAUGUUUGAUGUGUUCGGGUUGUAUCAAUUCGAUAUGUAUCGGAUGGUGAGAGACGAAGUUUUGCAAGUAGCAGCAAAUGCCGCUGGUAACGCAAAGAACGGGGGCCGACGAUCAGAAAGGAUUAAUAAACCUGACUGGACGUUACACUGCCCUCGAUCGAACGUUAUCUGGUUACACUUCUUGAUCAAGCGACUUAUUAGAUCCGAUGAUGGGAGAAGAAAUGAUGGGAAAUUGAGGAUUUGGAAACCAUCGAAGGCGAAGAAGAAUCAAUUCGACCUAGCUUGUUGGGGAGAAGUUAUGAAGAUUCAUGAGGUUUUGGAUAUGGAAGUUGAUGAGGAGUGGAAGUUUGCUGGGGCGGUAGAUAUUGAGAGGUGGUGUGAGGAGGAAGGGCUCUUCGAGAUUCUUGAGCAAGAAAGAGAAAGGAGAAAGAGCGAAAGCGGAGAAGUUAUCAAAGAGAAGGUAGAAGUUGUCGUAAGUAAGGAGAAGACAAAGGAGGUAGUCCGGAGGUCACAAAGGUUGAGGAAGUGA